Molecule: messenger RNA, 586 nt
Organism: Carya illinoinensis
Lineage: Eukaryota; Viridiplantae; Streptophyta; Magnoliopsida; Fagales; Juglandaceae
Exons: 2
Coding region: 47-409 (120 amino acids)
Source: RefSeq, a predicted model, not a curated record
GUCCUGUUGCAGGCAGAUUGCGUAUCCCCUGCACACCAAUGCUGACAUGUCAAAUAAAGCGGUGCGUUUCAUUUCAUUUUUUGAGUUGCUGCUGAUCGUCGUCUGGAGGGAAGCGAAUAUCAUCUUGCGUCUGGAGCGGAAAAUGAAAAGCCAGACGUGCAUUCUCUCCAACUUGAAAUCAUCGCCAUCAACAGCUCCUCCCCCAUCCAUAAUCAGUAACCUCCCCCCAUCUGAGGCAGAAAGCCCAGUAGAUAAAGAUUGCAGGGAGCAAGCGUACAUCUCAAGUCAACUUCUUGAAGACCUCAGAAAUAUGAGCAUUGAUGGGUGUGAAGAGACCAGGCGGCAGGCAUGCACAAAGGAAGAGUACAUCUCCAAGCUGUGCAAGUGCCAAAGUAGAAAUGAACUCUAAAUUCCUUGAAAGCGUCCAAGCUGUGCAAGUGCCAAAGGAUACAUUAUAAACAUGUAAAGAAAGAACAAACUGUAAUCAUUAAGUCAUUUUCUAUAAUGUUUAGAGCACUUUUUGUAAGUUUUAUGUAAACUUUGUGGUGGCAACAAUCUAGUUUUAUACAACCUGACUUUUUUUGUA